AUGAAUAUUUAAAAAGGAAAGCAACAGGGUCAGAAGACAGGUCCAGGUAUGAAUUAUGGUGCUGGAAUGUCUGGAAUGGGAAUGUCAGGUAUGGGAAUGUCUGGAAUGGGUAUGUCUGGUAUGGGGAUGUCUGGCAUGGGGAUGUCUAAUGGUAUUUAGAGUGGGAUGAACAUGUCAGGAACUGGAGGGUUCUCAGGUAUCAGCAACUAAUAAAAAUAAUUUGGAAUGUCAAGUAAUAUGUCCGGUAGCAUGGGAUUCUCAAAUAGCUCUGGUUUUAAAUAACCAUAACAAUAAUAAACCCAAAAAAAUAAGUUUGGCUAGCAAUAAGGAAUGUUGGGGAUGAAUAAUGUUCAAUAUGGAAAUAUGGGUUAGAUGAAUUAGAUGUAGAUGGGGCAAAUGCAAAUGUAAAUGGCAUAAUAAUAAAUGAAAAAAGGAAUGGGACAAAUGGGCCCAGGAUAAAUGGGAAUGGGAAUGGGAUAGAUGGGCAUGGGAAUGGGAUAAUUGGGCACGGGUAUGGGCAUGGGAAGUUAAAUUAAUUAUGAGGAUGACGAUGAACAAGAAUCAGUGCUAUUAGAAGAAGAAAUAGAUGAGCAUUAUAGACCUACUAACCAAGAAAUAAGAGAAUAUGCUUACUUUUUAGGGAUGGAAUUGCCUGAAGAUAAUGAUCUAUUAUAUAUAGCCAGAGAGGGUUUGAUGGCUCCUUUGCCUGAAUCUUGGAAACCAUAUCAAAACAGAAAUAAGGAAAUCUCGUAUCUUAACUUAAUCACAAAUGAGAGAAAGGAGGAGCAUCCAUGUGAUGAUUAUUACAAAUAAAUGUUUUAGAAAGAAAAAUAAAAAAAAAUAGAGAAAAUAGCAAGGGAGCAAGCUAGACUUGUCAAAGAAUCGCUGUUUGGUAAAGAAACAAAGGAACCAGAAAUUGCAGUUUAACCAAUUGUUUAAUCUGACGUUUUUAAUAGGGAUUAAGAUCCAUUGUUGAAAUAAACUUAAGAGAAGAAGCUAUAAUAAUAUAGGGAAUAAAAAAAGAAGGAAUUUGAGGAAUAAAAGAAGAAGAUUGAUAAAAAGAUUGAAUAGUUGAAAAAAGAAGCAGAUUAGGAUUAUGAAAAGUAAUUAGCUAAAUUGAAGGAGUCCAUAAAAGUCAAUUCUUCCAAAUAGAAAUAGGAGUUUGAGGAAAAGUUGAAGAAGUUAAAAGAAUAGGAAGAGGAAUAAAUGUUAGAAUUAGAAUAGUAUGAAAGAGUAUCAAGAGCCAGUUUGGAGAAGAACAUUUAAUCGAGGUUGGAAAUUGAAAAAAAGAAUUUGAAAUAAUUAGAAGAGAAGUAAAUGGAAAGGAUUGAUGAGGAAUAUGAGGAAUAAUAUAAGAAUUAGAAGAAGGAUAUUGAAACUAAAUAUGAAAAGGAAUACUAAUAAUUAGUGGAAUAGGAGAAACAAUUACGCUUUGAAACUACAAACACUGUGUAUGAUGAGGAGAAAGAAUUGGAAGUGUUGAAGCUAAAAUUCAAGGAGGAGGAAGACAAGAAAUUCGAAGAACUAAAAAAAGCAAAAUAACAACAAAUUGAUGAUUAAAUUGAGCAAUUCAAAAGAUAAGAAUAAGAAAAAAUCAAUUAAGAAUUAGCAAUACUUGAGGAAGAAUUGGCCAAGGAGAAAAAAACAAAAUCAACCUUUGAUGAGAAUUAGAUUAGAUAAUAAUAUUAAAAAGAAUUUGAGGAUGAAGAAUAAAGGUUAACUGAAAACUUAAAAUAAAAAUUAGAAAUAGAAAAAAUGAAGAUUAAAAAAUAAAUUAAAGAAUAAGAAUCUAAAUAAAGAAAAGAGAUAGAUGACCAAAUUAAUAAAGAAUUGAGAAUCUUAGAGUAAUAAUUUGAGGUUGAGAAAAAAAGGAAAGAGGAAGAAUUUGAGUUAGAAAAAUAGAAAAUUGAAGAAAAGGCUAAGGAAGAAUUUUAUAGAUAUAAGAAAAAUUUUGAGGAUUCUGCUCAAUAAUAAGAAUUGUAAAUCAGAGAAUUCUUUGAAUAGGAUUAGUUCUCAAAAAAAUAAAAAGAAUAAAGUCUAUUAGAAAAUAUUGAAUAAUUGAAAAAAGAACUGAAUAUUGUUAAAAAUGAGCAUAAUAAAUAUAAGUAGGAGGUGGAAGAAUUGUAGAUUCAAUUAUAAUAGACAAGUUAAUCAAUAGAAUAUGGAUAAGUUAUCAACAAGUAAAAAUUUGAAUUAAAAUAAUUGACAAUGUAAGAAAAAUCACUUUUAGAAUAAAUUGCAUUCAAAUAAUAGAAAAUUUAAGAAAUUAAAAAGAAUAUCAAUAAUUUUAAUUAUAAUAGCAAGCUUUUUGGGGAGACAAAUUUAUCUGCUUUUGGAUAAUUUGGAGGUUAAAUUGAUAAUCUCAGAAGCAAAAUAUCUAAUAACAAAUCUCCUUUUGAAAUAGAGGCUGCAAUUGCUCAAUUGAUGAUUUAAAUUAGAUAAUAGAAGGAUCAAUUGUUGUCAGAUUAAAAGAUGGUGUAAAUGGAUUUGGAUAGGUUGAUGAAAUCAAAGUAGGAAAAUCAAGAUUCUUAUUUGGAAAGCAUGAAAAAUACAGGAAAGGCCAAAUUGGAAUAAAUAUAAGAAAAAUUAAGACAAUUAAGUAAAACCGAACAAUGGGUGAAAGAGAAUUAAUCUGUUCUGAAUCAAUAAUGAUUUAUAGAAUAUUUAAGUAAAUCAUACUAAUCUGAAUAUUA
Paramecium tetraurelia is the source of this 2693-nucleotide messenger RNA. RefSeq lists its product as uncharacterized. The record is from RefSeq and is a predicted model, not a curated record. The transcript has 6 exons. NCBI's taxonomy places the organism in Eukaryota, Ciliophora, Oligohymenophorea, Peniculida, Parameciidae.